AUGACUGGCGGCGGGUCGCUGGACGAUCUCAAGAUGGAGUUCUUGAAGCUGGUCAUGGAGCUACUUCACCAUGACAACCCAGGGAACGUGGCUGAGGCCUAUGGAUACUUGAACGAGAUCAUGAAGGAGGUGGCCAAGGAGGAGGUGAAGGUGCUCACCAGCAACUUCUUAGACCUAUUCUUGCCCACCGACGACAAGCCGUCGUCGUUGCAAGCUGGCAAGAAAUCCAACGCCGCCGCAGCUGCAGACCUGCUGGAGAUGGUGAAGGAGGCGACUGAGCCGAUGGAGAUCGCCAGGGCGGAGGCAAGGUACAUCGGGGCUCAGCUCCUGUGGCUGAUACAAGUGUUCAUCCACAAGUUCGUCGACGAACUGAGCCAGGAAGGCCACAGCCCCAAAGUCCUCGCCAUCGUUGCACCACCGCCUCCAUCUCCGGACGACGACGAGACCGACGACCGCCAUGAGGCGCACGCGACGGAGCUCGCGAGGAAGGUCUACGAGGACCCGAUCGCGGUCGACCAUUUCAAGACCAGAGUGUGGGUCAAUGCCAAGCGUCACUCCAGGCCCGAGGAGAGGCUGCGGAUCAUCCUCCAGGAGGUGCUUCGUCAGGAGCACGAGCAGCUUGGCUCGAGCGCUGUCGCUGACGAGGUGGCACCCGAGUGGGACAACAAGAAGGUGAAGAAGGAGCUCCGCAAGCACCUCGACGGCAAGCGGUUCUUGAUUGUCCUUGCCGACCCGGAGGACGAGGAGUCAUGGUGGGACGUCACCUCCGCCCUGCCCAACCACGGCGACAGCGCCGUCGUCGUCACGCCCUACAUACAGCACACGGCACAGUUCCACGCAUGGCACACGGCGAUCUGGUUCUUCAUGCUCACCGGCAACUCCUCUCGCUAUGAGGUGCACUUCUGCACCAACCUCGUGGCUCUACGGAAGGUCGCUGUUCAACUGGUCAGCAGCGAGCAUUUGCAGGGCACCAUCUAUGCCAUCCUCAAGAAAUGCCACUGGGACUCAUUUGCCACCAUGAUGUUCCUCAACGCUCUCUACGCCAAUCCACGGAGGAGCAAGGGAGAGCUAGAGAAACUGCUACUUCUCCUUAAACACUCCAGUUCCAAUAGGGUUGACAAUGCCAGGAACAUGAUCAUCUUCUCUAUAGAAGACUUGCCUAGCCAGUACCAGAGGUGCUUGUUGUGCCUCAACGUGUUUCCCCAAGACACCAAGUUCAAGAGGACGAGACUAGUCCGGCGCUGGGCUGCCGAGAGCUUCAUCAAUGGGAGAGAUGGGCAGAUGAGCGCCGUGGAUGAAGCCGAGCGCUGCUUCGACGCGCUCAUCGCCCGUGGCCUCCUCCUCCGUACCGAGGUUGGCCCUGCCGGCAAGGUCAAGACCUGCACCAUGCACCCACUCGUCUUCUCGCUCGUCACCAAGAUGGCCAGCGACGUCGACGACAUUGAGGGUAGCAACAGUAGUAGCUCUGAUCUUCCUCAUGAUCUGGCCCUCCGCCUUUCCACCCAUCGCACCGGUCUUCGACUGUUGCUGCUACAGGAGAAGCAUGCUGCUACUGCUACACAAGUUAGCAUCGCCACACGCUGUUGGAGAGUCCUCCGUGGUCGCAAAACCACCACGGCUUCCAAGGACGACGAGACCAACUCAUCGCAGCAACAGGAUGUUGUGACAUUUCUCAAUUUGUUGCCUGCAUCAUCGUCAGACCAGCUAGGACUGGUCAAAGUGCUAGACCUGGAGGGUUGUAGAGGACUGACGAAGCAUAGCCUCAAGAAGAUCUGUGACAAGAUAUUCCAGCUCAGGUAUCUAAGCCUAAGGGACACUGAUGCAACUGAGCUUCCUAAGGAAAUCGACAAGCUCCGGUACCUAGAGACGCUUGACAUCAGGCAAACCAAGAUAGCCUCAUUCCCUGCAAAUACCAUUGCCCUCCCAAAGUUGAUUCAUCUCCUUGCUGGCCACUACACUGAUAAUCAAAAACACGGCGACAAGUCCUUCUCCACCAUUCACCUUCCUCGUGGGAUCGGGGGCAUGACAUCCAUGCAGGUGUUGUCCCAUGUCGAGGUCUCUCAGCUGAAUGACAUGGAGGAGCUAACAGACAUUGGCCGGAAGUUGCAACAGCUAAGGAAGCUAGGUGUGGUCAUUCAUGAUGACGACAACAAGACUCAUCUCCUCAAAGUUCUCCGGGUAGUCAGCAAGUUGCAUGAGUGCCUGUGCUCAUUGUCAAUCCAUAUCGAACCAGCAUCAGCACUCGACAAGAAGCGUCAUGUUGUUGCUGAUCAUGGCGAUGACAAUUCUCGUUCUUCCUCCAAGGGGAGUUGUGAUGGUGGUAGUGCUGGUGUUGCUGCAGCAAAUCUUGAUCAAGUCGCAGAUCUCGACAGUGACGAGGUGAGGCAGGCACCACCCACAUCUCUCACAAGUCUACUCAUCAAGGGCAGGAUAUCUGGACUGCCUGCUUGGAUCAAAAGGCUUCCUCGUCUUCUCAAGGUAACCCUGUGGCGUACCUACUUGAAAGAAAGUGAUGUGAGGCUCCUAGGUCAGCUUGUCAACCUACGCCAUGUCAGGCUCUGGGCUAACUCAUAUAAACAGAAGAAACUUGCAUUGAUGGGAAAGGAAUUCAGGAGGCUGGAAUUCCUUGUGGUCGAGGGCUCGGACAUCACUGAUAUCUAUUUCGACCAGGGUGCAGCUCCUAAGCUUGAGAAAAUUGCUUGGACUUCCACUUCUGAAGACCAAGUUGAUAUGUUUGGAAUUGCUAACCUUCUCAACCUGACAGAGAUUGAACUUAAUGGAAAAUGUGAACCUAUUAAGAUAGAGCGCAUCCAACAGGACAUGAAGGAGAUUCCCAACCGCCCUAAACUUACUGGAACUGCUACCUCCGCCUUUUCUUCUGCUUCUGCAAGCAACAUCUCUGCUCCUAAGUAG
Molecule: messenger RNA, 2913 nt
Organism: Oryza brachyantha (malo sina)
Lineage: Eukaryota; Viridiplantae; Streptophyta; Magnoliopsida; Poales; Poaceae
Product: disease resistance protein Pik-2-like
Exons: 1
Coding region: 1-2913 (970 amino acids)
Biological process (GO): defense response to other organism
Molecular function (GO): ADP binding
Source: RefSeq, a predicted model, not a curated record